AGUUCAUUUCUGGACCAGCUUUCUUAAAUCCUUCGCUAGGGUUUAAGCUCUCCACUUUUCUCUCUCCGACGCCCCACAAUCACAAAAAUGUCUGUCUACCGGCUAUUCCGCCGCUCUUCCACCUCCGCCACCUUUUCCCAUAAGCCUCUAAUCCGAGCUCUCCACCAGAUCACCCUUUCUCCUGCCACACAAAUCCCUAAAACUAACCCCAUCACUUCAUCUCCACUCCUCCCAAAAUCCCACACCUACGCCUUCUCCUCUGCCGAAGAAGCUGCCGCGGAACGCCGAAGACGCAAACGCCGUCUCCGAAUCGAACCCCCGCUCCACGCGCUCCAAAGAAGUCCUAACCCUCCGCAACGUGAUCCGAACGCGCCUCGCUUGCCGGACUCCACCAACGCAUUAGUGGGGCCACGUCUCAACCUCCAUAACCGAGUCCAAUCCCUAAUUCGCGCUUUUGAUCUUGAUAACGCCUCUCUCUUAGCUCGUAAUGCGGUUUAUACAAGAACACGCCCGACUGUUUUCACUUGUAAUGCAAUUAUUGCUGCUAUGUAUAGAGCUAAACGGUACAAUGAUGCUAUUACGUUGUUUAAAUACUUCUUUGAACAGCAUGAUAUUGUGCCUAAUGUUGUUUCUUAUAAUAAUUUAAUCAAUUCACAUUGUGAUGAGGGUAGAGUUGAUGUGGGGCUUGAGAUUUAUAGACAUAUAAUUGCAAAUGCUCCGUUUAGUCCGUCCCCUGUUACUUAUAGACAUUUAACUAAAGGGUUGAUUGAUGUUGGGAGGGUUGAGGAGGCUGUUGAUUUAUUGAGGGAAAUGUUGAAUAAAGGCCACGGUGCAGAUUCUUUAGUUUAUAAUAAUUUGAUUAGGGCGUUUUUGGAAUUGGGGAAUUUGGACAAGGCAAAUGAGUUUUUCAGUGAGUUGAAUGAGAGGUGUUUGUGGUAUGAUGGUACAGUUAAUGCUACAUAUAUGGAUUGGUGGUUUAAGCAAGGGAAGGAUAAAGAGGGUAUGGAGAAUUAUAAGUCAUAUUUAGAUAGGAAAUUGAAGAUUCCUCCUCCUACUGGAAAUGCGCUUUUGGAGGUUUUGCUUAGGUAUGGGAAAAAAGAGGCAGCUCAGUGUUUGUAUGAGGCUAUGUUGGAUAAUCAUACUCCACCGACUAAUCAAGGUGUGAAUUCGGAAACUAUUAGUAUCAUGGUGAAUGAUUGUUUUAAGGAAGGGAAGUUUGAUGACGUGGUUAAUACAUUUAGGAAGGCAGGGACAAAGCCUGGGUCGAAGCCGUUUCAAAUGGAUGUUGCUGGGUAUAAUAAUAUUAUUGUAAAGUUUUGUGAGAAUGAGAUGCUAGCAGAGGCAGAGAAGUUCUUUGCAGAACUUUGUUCUAAGUCUUUAUCCCCAGAUGUCACAAGUUAUAGAACAUUGAUUGAUUCUUAUUUGAAGGUGGAGAGGAUUGAUGAUGCUUUAAGGUUGUUAAGUAAGAUGGUGCAGGAAAAUUUAUGGGUGGUAGCGAGUUAUGGGACAAGGGUUUUCUGUGAGCUGAUUAAGAAUGGAAAGGCAGUGGAGUGUGCCCAAAUAUUGACGAAAAUGGGGGAGAGAGAUCCAAAACCAGACCCCUCUGUCUAUGAUGUUGUGGUCAGAGGCCUUUGUGAUGCAGGUGCAUUUGACACGAGCAAGGAUAUACUAGAACAGAUGAUGAGAUAUGGUGUUGGAGUUCCUCCUGCAUUAAAGGAAUUUGUAGUCAAAGCUUUUACAAAUGCUGGGCAGAGUCAAGAAAUUGGGAUAGUCUUGGAUGAAAAUAGGUGGAGGAACACUUCAGGACCUCUUUAUACACAAAGACAACCUAGAAUGCCGUGGGGACAUCCUCAAAUGGCAAGAGAUCAAUCAUCUUCAUUUCCUGGACAAGCAUCAUCAGGUCAACCUCCAAUGGCAAGACAGCAUCCAUCUUCAUUUCCUGGACAAGAACCAUCAUCAGGUCAGCCUCAGAUGGCAAGAGAGCAGUCACCUUCAUUUCCUGGACAAGCACCAUUAGGUCAACCUCAGAUGGCAAGGCAGCAGUCAUCUUCAUAUCCUGGACAAGCACCAUCUGGUCAACCUCAGAUGGCAAGGCAGCAGUCAUCUUCAUAUCCUGGACAAGCACCAUCAGGUCAACCUCAGAUGGCAAGACAGCAGUCAUCUGCAUCGCCCUUCCAUAAUGAAGUCUCUCAGUUGGGCUUCUGCACCACCAGAUCCUAAGAGCGGAUCGUACCUUUGCACUUUCUUCAUUGCAGCAUUUUUCAUUAGUAGUGCUUACUUUAUCGGUGGUUCAUUCAUCCGAAAGGAAUAUAAAGAAUUGAAUGUCAAAGUUGCUGGGGGCUCUCACCAGUUACAAGAGCUAGCAGCACAUGGACUAACAUGCAAAACUAUGUGUAUGUGAUGAGAUUGAAGAUGGGUAAUUUAGGUCUGAACUUCCAUUUUGACCUGGAAAUGGGAGGACAAUGAGUUCAGUUUUCAACAUUUGCUGGUGUUUUCUGGACUUCAACUUAUUAUAGGUUGAUCACCUGCAUAUGUAGGCAGGCGAACUCUUCAAGUGAAACUAAAUUGUGACAGUAUUUAAAUUAAGAAUAGAGUUUUCACAUGUAUAGGAAGCUCAACAAUAAUUGAAACGUCGUUAUGAAAUCAAACAUAGAGUUUCGAUAUGGCA
This is a messenger RNA of Ricinus communis (castor bean), 2668 nucleotides long. RefSeq names its product pentatricopeptide repeat-containing protein At1g10270. The record is from RefSeq and is a predicted model, not a curated record. Lineage: Eukaryota; Viridiplantae; Streptophyta; Magnoliopsida; Malpighiales; Euphorbiaceae. The transcript is spliced from 3 exons. Gene Ontology annotation, molecular function: protein binding. Bases 88 to 2220 code for a protein of 710 amino acids. Gene Ontology annotation, cellular component: chloroplast.